AUGUCACACACCGCCCUGAUACCAAACGACUACAUGGCCAAAUGGCAGAUCGGCAAGAUUCGCGAGACAAAGGCCGUCCGCCGGCCCACGACUGCUUGCCAAGCCUGCCGAGCGUCCAAAGUUAGAUGCGAGGGGAAGCAGCGUUGCCGCCGCUGUAUACUGCGGGGUAUUGUUUGUAUUUACACCAAGCCCAAACCCAAAUCCAAAAGCACAGACUUUGAAACAAAUGCCGCCGUUCCAGCAAGCACUCAGCAUGUCCAUGUGCCCGCAGUCAUGGAGGACCAAUGCGUGACAUGGCCACCGCCGCCGGCCUUGACAACUGAGAAGACGAUACAGAGAGCAACAGAUUCUAGCAGCAGCGAUGAUGGUCUCUCUUUGAGCCAGAAUUUCUCUGAAUUUCCCGGCCAGACGCCCUUUGUCGAUGCUUGUGACCUCGACAGCAUGGUCUCACAAAUCGAUGGGGCGCUGAUGGCUAUGGAAGCAAGCACCGCCUACAAUACACAAUUGUCCGGGUUUGACGUGCGACUCGAUCCUUGCGGCUCUUUUGUCAUGACGCAAUCCGCUGCUAUAUCGGAAUGCGGCAACGGGGCAAUCUUGCCGGUUUACAAAGGCCCCGCCACCGGAAGUAGACGCCUUUCCGAUCCCUCCUCAAACAACCUCGACGGCGGAGUCUUCAUUUAG
Beauveria bassiana ARSEF 2860 is the source of this 681-nucleotide messenger RNA. RefSeq names its product Zn2C6-type transcription factor. The record is from RefSeq and is a predicted model, not a curated record. NCBI's taxonomy places the organism in Eukaryota, Fungi, Ascomycota, Sordariomycetes, Hypocreales, Cordycipitaceae. Gene Ontology annotation, biological process: regulation of DNA-templated transcription. Bases 1 to 681 code for a protein of 226 amino acids. The transcript has a single exon. Gene Ontology annotation, molecular function: DNA-binding transcription factor activity, RNA polymerase II-specific; zinc ion binding.